Messenger RNA from Acanthopagrus latus (yellowfin seabream), 4127 nucleotides. RefSeq names its product integrin alpha-M-like. Gene Ontology annotation, cellular component: external side of plasma membrane; integrin complex. Bases 147 to 3578 code for a protein of 1143 amino acids. The record is from RefSeq and is a predicted model, not a curated record. Gene Ontology annotation, biological process: cell-matrix adhesion; cell adhesion mediated by integrin; cell-cell adhesion. NCBI's taxonomy places the organism in Eukaryota, Metazoa, Chordata, Actinopteri, Spariformes, Sparidae. The transcript has 30 exons. Gene Ontology annotation, molecular function: integrin binding.
UUUCUCCAUUUUUCUGUCAACAUCUUCCUCCUUGAGAGUUUCAGUCGUAGACAAAGUUUAUAGGUUGCCAGAAAUAACAUUUCUGCAUCAACUUGCACAAGUUUAGAGAAUUCUUACCACUUUAUAUUUUCCAUGGGAGUAUCACAAUGGAUUGGAAAAUAACAGCUACCAUAUUCUUGUCAGUGUUAAAAGCUGCGCUCUGUUUCAAUGUUGAUCCUGUGGCCUGGAAGUCCGUCACCAACAAUGCUGCAGGCUUUGGAUACCAGGUGGUGCAGAGAGGAUCAGACUUACUAGUCAGUGCUCCUCUUGAACAGUCUUCACCCAGUGAACGGGGGACCAUAUAUAAGUGCGCCACCUCCACCGCUUCAUGGUCUCCAUUCUCCUGCAGCAAACUACCAGUUGCACUGCCAGAAUUUGCAGUCAACGCGUCCCUUGGUUUGACAAUGGCAGUAGAUCCCACACAAAACACUAUGGUAUGCGGUCCAACAAUACCAAAGGACUGCCAAAGUAUCACCUUGUACAACGGUGUCUGUGUUCAGAUAGACCGUUAUAAUCGUGUUGGAGGUCCUGUGCCUUCUUCUCUUGAAGGGUGCCGGGCUGAAGCAGACAUUGCAUUUCUGCUGGAUGGCUCCGGCAGCGUAGCAAGACCAGAUUUUGAAAGAAUGAAGGAAUUUGUGAAAGCUCUGGUCGGGUCAUUUGUGGGAAAAGACACAAAGUUUGCCAUUGCCCAGUUCUCCACAAACCCCUACAUCCAUUAUUACUUUGAUACAUUUGAUAUUAAUAACUGGCAAUAUCAAAUUAAUGCAAUAAGACAGUUUAGUGGAUUGACUUACACAGCUGCUGCCAUCAGACAUGUUGUUGACAAUGUCUUCACAGCAGGAAGAGGUUCCAGGCCAAAAGUGAAGAAGGUUCUGAUAGUCAUUACAGACGGACAAUCUAAUGACCGGAGUAACUUACAAGACUCAGCAAAUUCAGCUGAGAGUAAAAAAAUUGUUCGAUUUGCUAUCGGGGUGGGGGAUGCAUUUACUGUAGCCGGUGCAAAAGCGGAACUGGAGACCAUUGCAUCUUCUCCCUCACAAGACCAUGUGUUUCAAGUGGAGAGCUUUCAAGCACUUGAAAAAAUAAGACAGAAUUUGCAGGAGAAAAUCUUCUCUAUCGAAGGAUCUCAAACAAGUGGAGCGACACUGAAAAUGGAAAUGUCUCAGGAGGGAUUCAGAGCAGCUUAUUUGCCUGGGGGAUUUCAGAUGAGUGUUGUUGGUGCCAACCAGUGGAAGGGAGGCUUCCUGCAAUACACCAGCACUGGCAUGAGAGGGAGGCCUUACGUGCCUGAUUAUAUGGAGACUGACACUUAUCUGGGUUACUCCAUGGCAGUUGCCAACACGAGGGAAGGCCCACUGACAAUUGUUGGUGGUCCGAGAUACAAACACAGAGGAGUUGUGAUGACAGUUGAGGCAAGAGGACAAGUCAAAAAGAUUGAUCCCCAUCCAUGGAAGUAUCAGAGCGGUGAAUACUUUGGGGCAGAGGUUUGUGCCAUGGAUGUUGAUCGUGACUCCUUCACUGACCUGGUCUUCAUAUCUGCCCCUAUGUUCGUGGACACUGACAGAGAGGGAAGAGUUUACGUUUGUGAAUUAUCUGGUUUGAAUGUCGAUUGCCACUUAUAUUCUCCAUCAGUAUUAAGAGGGGCCGCAUCUGACAAAGGAAGAUUUGGCUCUUCUCUUGCCGUGCUGCCUGAUCUUAACAGGGAUGGUUUCAGUGAUUUGGCCGUUGGAGCUCCUUUGGAGAAUGACGGUCAAGGCAGCAUCUACAUAUUUCACGGCGAAGGAGGAGGAAGAAUCAGUCUUUCUUAUUCACAGAGAAUUGCUGGCCCUGAAGUCAAGUCAGGGCUGAAGUUCUUCGGCAUGUCAAUCAGUCAGUCAUCUUUUGACCGUAGUGGGGAUGGUUUGCCCGACUUAGCGGUGGGUUCAAAGGGCACAGUUGUCUUACUCAGAUCAAAGCCCAUAGUGAUGGUGGAAGCUAAGGUGUCAUUCAGCCCAAACCAAAUCUCGACUCAGAACUCAGACUGUGUAACACCUUUGAGGAUCAUAGCUAAAAUAUGCUUCACCAUAACCAGACACUCUGAAGUAGAACAAGCUCGAGCAAGGAUUAACUUUACUUUAACACUGGAUGCCACCCGGAAGGUCCCAAACAACCGAGCUUACAUCAGUGAGAAACAACGAGUGCAGACCGGAUCAACGGAUGUUAUCUUAGGACAGCCUCCUCGGUGCGUUAAUGUGAACUUCUUUGUUGAGGCUUGUCCAGAAGAUGCUCUUAACCCACUCUCCAAUGAGCUCAAAUUCACAUUUGAUGGUUUGCCCUCUGACACAAAUCUCAGACCAAGUCUCUCCCAGCAGGCUCAGACAACAACCAUUCAUCCUUUAGGGUUCGAAAUCAACUGCGGCACUGACAACAAAUGUGUAGACCAACUGAAAGUGGAUUUCAACUUUACCAGCUCCUCAAUUGUUAAAGUGGGCAUUGAUCAACUGUUGAAUGUCACCGUCUCAGUGGAGAACACCGGGGAGGACUCUUACAACAGCCGUGUCAUUGUGACAUACCCAUAUGGACUCUCCUAUAGGAAGUUUACAGCUGUGCAGGGAAGAAUCGAGUGCAGCUCCCUGGACAGUGAAGAUGGCUUGUCGCGAGGGAAGACAGACUGCACUGUUGACAAGCCUAUUUUCAAAAGCAACACUAAGGCGAUCUUCAUCAUCUCCUAUGGGAUUGAAACCAAUAGUCAACUUGACAAGAGGAUUUCUGUCACUGCAAAUGCUACCAGUGGGAAUCUGGAGCACUCCAGCUCAAGCCAAUUCUACAAAAUGCAAGAGAUUGAUGUGAAGUACAGCAUUUUUGUUACAAUGCAAAGUUCCCUCAGCUAUACCAACUUCACUUACGGACACAAUGAUUUGCAGAAACCAUUCAAACAAUCAAUUAUGGUUGUAAAUGAUAUCAGAGAACUGAAUUUAACUGUGGUGAUCAAGGUGCCAAUAAAGCUCGGUGCUAAAGACAUCUGGGUGGAUUCCAGCAGUUUGCAGUUUCCAGACUGCCAACCAGACAAAGAUGAGGGACCUCGUGUCACAGACUUUGUAGCUCAAAUAAAGAAAGAUAAGAUAGUGGGCUGCUCUGUUGCAACGUGCAAAGUGUUCAGGUGCACCAGGUUCAUGGGAAAACAGGAGACAAAAACUUACGAUAUCUCUGCCAACCUUAGCUCUGGAUGGAUAGAGCAGAUUGGACUUCAAUCUGCCAAAUUCAUCUUGACCAGCACUGCCAGUCUGGAGUACGACAACAACCAGUACAUCUACUUUUCAACAUCGUCUAAUAACAACCCUCCUGUUCACAAGACUGAGGCAGAGGUGGAGGUGUAUCCUGAACCAGACUUUACUAAAGAGAUUGUUGGAGGAACCCUCGGAGGGUUGGCAUUACUGGCUUUGAUUACCGCAGGCCUGUAUAAGGCUGGAUUUUUCAAGAGUAAAUACAAGCAGAUGAUUCAAGAUGAUGCAGCAGCAGAUCCAGGGGUUGAUGGUGAUGUACCAGAACCAGAAGCAUAAAAUGAUGGCUGAUGCAGCCGACCACAAAGCAACACACCUGUUCCAUCACUGUGGUGCUGUCAUCUCUGAUAGGCUUGGCUGUGUCUGAUAUCACUAUCUUGUUCAUUGUUUCCUAACACAGAGAUUCUCAAAAUUUUCCCAACAAGUGGUCACAAGUUAGGAAGUUAAAGUAAGUGAAUACAGCAUAGUCUUACAUCUUCAGCAUUGGGCAGAAAGUCUCAAUGCAUUUAUGGUGAACAGACUACUUCUCCACAUUUUGUCCACUGUAAAGGGCCACUUUUACUGUAUUUCUUUUUUUUAACAUAGGCUUUACAAAAAGCAUUUUUUUUAUCCAUUUCUAUUGCUAAAUCUUUUAGAAUUUGUUUUAUAGUGAAAAAAAAACCCAGUCAGAUCUGGUUGCUCUGUUUUUUGUCACAUAUUGCAAUAUAAAACUGCUGAAAUACAAAACUUUGUGCUGAAUGCCUGCUCACUUGGAAAAAUCACUAUUUAAUGCAACCUUUAUCGACACUGUGAACUGCUUUACUUUGUGAAUAAAUUCUGAAAUAUGCA